GCAUGUCGUUUCUAGUAGGCCACCCAGCCGAAGCCACCGCGACGUGUGCGAUCCGGCUGUAUGGCGAUGUGCGGAUCCCGAUGGCCAUGCGUUUUUCUUGUCUUGGUAAAUUUGGUUUUGGCGAGUUGCAAAGAGAAUGUUCUGAUCAGAAGAGAUGUUGCUAUCCGGCAUGAUGGCAAAUUUGACUUGCUGAAACGUCCUGAAGUUCACCAUGCCAAACAUGGUCACGCCAAGCGCCUUUCCACGAAGAAACGUGGCGAACACGCGCAGCACGCAAUCAGUCAUUUGAAAGUUGAUGAGAUGAAAGAGAUUCCGAACUGCAGAGAGGAAUAUACCUGCGAUGCUCACAGAACAAGAUCCUUGGGCGACUACGCAAGGAAACACAUUGCUGUUUACACCUACAACAUUGGAUCCUAUGAAGGUGGUAUGCGAGAUGACAAUGUACCAUGUGUCCCCAGCAAUGUGGACGCCUUUCUAUUUUUAGAUGAUGAUACGAAGGAACGCACGGACUCAAAUUCUUUGAACCUUUGGAAAAAACUGGGCUGGCAAGUCAAGUCCGUGACCUUGCAAGCGGGAAGCGAAUUCGUGACUGGUGCCCGUUUGACGUCCAAACUCUUAAAAUUCACUCCACCAUCUUGGCUUCUGAAUGGUGAGUGGGAGUGGCUGGUGGAAUUCGAUGGAAAUGUUGUCUUGGACCUCCAUACUCUGGGACCUUUCCUCGACAAGUACAGCUCCAAACCCUUGUUGCUGUUGGAUUGGAGCUACCACGAAGACUGUGGCGAUGAUGGCUUCCAAUGUUUCAGCCACGAGCUGCACAAUAUGUUGCAUGCACGUCGAAAGUACAUUGAGGACUCCAAGGAAAAUGUCGAAGCAUGGGAGCGCAAACUUGCCAAAGAGCAUGAUGGCACUGACGGGACAAGGUUAAGCUCAAGCGGACGAACAGUUGUCCUAGGGGCCCCCCGCUGCUUGACCUUAGUGAAUAAAUUUCGCUUUGCAGAGCACGAUACCGCCUACUCAAAGAAGGCUAUCAAGGUCCCAGUUGCACCAUCACAGAGCACUGCAAGACCAACCGACAGCAACCUCGAGAACAAGUACAAUCGUUUACUUGCAGCUUUGGAGAAACAGGAAAACUCCGAAGAAGUGCAACAAUUGGUCGAGGAAGGAUCAGUGAAGACUGCAUCAUCUCGCCAAAUGCACACAGCUGUCAAGAAGUUGGACCAAGCACGCGACAAAUAUCACGUCGCACUGAAGGCACGGCAGAACCUUCACGAGUCGUGGACGAAGUACCUCGACGAAUCCAUCAAGAGAUGGACCACGUUUGCGGAGGACUUCGGCAAGAAAGAUCGCGAGCUAGAGACCAAGGUCCAACAGACCAAGGAAAAAUUGCAGGAAGCUCGACAAUGUCUCGACGAGACCAAGGAGCAGUUGUCCAACAGGGACAAAGAUCUCACCAAGGAGGACGAGCUCAUGGAAUCAGAGAUGGACGAAGAGCAAUCCAAGGUGGAGACGUCCGAGCGCAUUCUGGCAGGCAUCAAUGCGAUGGUGCAGAAUCUGGAAGCUGUCCGUGUACGGCCACCAGACGACAUCAACGAGCAUGCUGCCAAGAAAGCAAGAACAGAAAGCACAGAAGCUGGGGCUGGAGUUUGCCAGGCGCCGAUUUGGACCCAUAGCAUUGUAUCAAAGGACAUCUUUGUGUCGGAGUGGAAGGCUAGUAUCAAGGCCAUCGAUCUUGCUUUUGAGCUGGGUUGUUCAUUGCAUGACAACGAUUGGACCAUUUUCAAGCCGGUCAACCACUCCCGACGCCGAAGACAAUUGCGAUUUGCCACCACUGUAGACCUCUAUGUGGGCCCAGAGGACACAGUUGAGUUUGGGAAAUGGCCUCAUGCUCUAGAAGUUCCAUAUCAUAGAGCAUCAAUCUUUCAUCAUGAUUGGGAAGUUGAUUACACUUCUUUCAUGGCGCAUCACGAUGUUGGACCACCACCUGUCCAAGAACGUGUUCCUGAGCCACAAAUCAUCGAUCAAGGAGCAAUUGCAGUAAAUGUCGAAGUGACAGAGGAUGAAGCACUAUCAGAAGAUUCAUGGUCGGCAGACAUCCAAACUCGAAGCAGUUGGAGAACUACGCUGAUCUUUGCUUUGCGCAGACAGGCCACCACAUUGCGCUUGGAUUGGCGUGAAGAGCAAAGUUUCCUUCAGCUGGAUACACAUCGUACACCAGCACUGCAGGACUAUCCCAAUUGUUUGCGUGGUGAUUUCAAAAGCACUUUGGGUCAAGAUCUUCUUACGUGUCCAUUUGAUCGCCUUGAUGAGGAACUGCCUGACUAUGCUUCGCUGACCAGAGCUGAUCAGGAACUUCUACAAGAAUUCCCAGCUGAUCCUCAAGAAGGACUAUUAGCGCAGCCAGCAACCAUUCAGGAGCUCUAUCAACUUUGGACGCAUCAAUUGGCGCAACAGCCAACAGACGAGACACU
Cladocopium goreaui is the source of this 2468-nucleotide messenger RNA. Lineage: Eukaryota; Dinophyceae; Suessiales; Symbiodiniaceae. The record is from the annotation of a GenBank genome assembly.